AUGAGUGAGUUUAUUUGCAGACAAAAUCUCACAGCUUAUCCAUGGGACAAUUCUUGCUUAAAAUCCAAGCCUUUGGACCUGAAGCAGUUUGAAAAAUUGGAUGCAUAUGCAAAAAAGGUGACUGCCAAGAGAACUGUGGAAGAGUUAGUGCAAACUUUGCUCCGUGUAGCACAUACUGAUCUGGAGAAAGUUAGGGCCAUUUGGAUGUGGAUAUCCCACCACAUUGAAUAUGAUGUUGUAGGUUUCCAUGAUAAAAAGAAUCAGUCUUACAAGCCCCAGGAUGUCCUUCAGAGUGGAAAGAGCAUUUGUGAGGGAUACGCCGGGCUCUUUGAACAAAUGUGCAGCAUUGCAGGGGUACACUGCAUGAAUUUAUCUGGUUAUUCCAAAGGCUAUGGCUACAGAACAGGGCAGACCUUUGAAGGAGCAUAUGACCACGCCUGGAAUGCAGUUUACCUUGAUGGAAGGUGGCAUUUGGUGGACAGCACUUGGGGGAGUGGCUUCGUUGAUGACCGUUGCAGCAAGUUUACCUCCAGAUACAAUGAAUUUUACUUCCUCACCCACCCCGCCCUCUUUAUUAAUAAUCACUUCCCAGGCAACGACAACUGGCAGCUACUCAAACCAACUGUGACAUUAAAACAGUUUGAAAAUAACAUGCUAUACAUGAGUAACUUUUACAAGAUGGGUUUGCUGGUGGCCCAUCCGGAAACACCGAUUAUUCAGACAGUAAAUGGAAAAGUCACAGUAGAGGUGGAGAGCCGUUCCCCAAUGCUGUUCACAUUUGGACUGAAAGGGGCAAAGGAAUAUAGCUUGAUGACUUUGAAGAGGAAUGGGAUGAAUCUGGAACUAUAUCCACAGAAGAUGGGGAGUCAUAAACUGCAAAUCUAUGCCAAACCACCCAAAGACUCUGAAGAAGUUUACAUCUGUGUCCUAGAAUACAACAUUGAAUGCAGCUCGGUAGACAGGAAUGUUUGUUUCCCAAAGGAACUCCAACAACCAGUUGGGCCCAGCUGGUUCACAGAGAGACAAGGGAUCCUCAGACCUUCACAAAAAGAUCCUGUUAUUCAUACUAAUGACGGCUGCUGCGACCUCAGUUUCAUCCUCAGUAAAGACUUGAGCGUUUUAGCCUCACUGCAGUCAGACAGUGUAAACCUCAGUGAGGAUGGGGGAAGACGGCAUAUCUUACAAAAAUGCCAAGGAAACCAAAUAAACUUUAAGAUCCAUCUUCCGCAUGCUGGAAAUUUUGCUUUCACAAUCUUUGCUAAGAAGAAGUCAGAUCCUGGUAACUAUAAAUAUGUCUUUAAUUACCUCAUCUGUUGCCCAAACACGAAGGUCAAAUGGCCAAUGUUCCCCCAGACUUAUAGCACGUGGGCAGAAAGCUAUGAACUAGUGGAGCCUCUGGCUGCAUUGCUACCAGCCAAUUGCAACAUCAAGUUCAAACUUAAACUUCACAGCAUUGCCAAAGCAUUUGUUCAAUGUGAAAAAAUCUACCCUUUGUCUCUUAGUAAGGAUGGCUACUGGGAAGGAUCCUGCAGCACUUCUGGCUGCACAAAGAUAUAUGUGAUGGUGUUGGAGAAUGCUAACCACAAAUUUUACUCACAUAUUUUGAAAUAUGAAGUUGAGCCACAGUAA
This is a messenger RNA of Python bivittatus (Burmese python), 1629 nucleotides long. The record is from RefSeq and is a predicted model, not a curated record. Lineage: Eukaryota; Metazoa; Chordata; Lepidosauria; Squamata; Pythonidae.